AUGUUUCUCCAUUCGGGCGCCAGCCUGCAUGGGCACGAAUACUCCAAGAAACCCACAAACGCCCCUCAACCAGCAAGAAGACGGAUCUUGCUUCGAUCGUCAUUAGGAGCUUCGGCUCUGCCUCGCUCUUCGACUUCUACCGACGAGUCCUCCGAUAUCCUCUCGCCGCGGGUCAAUCGUCGCCUUUCUCUUCAAGCUCCUUCACCGGCACCACGACCGAGCGUCCGUCGAAAUCGACCUGUGUCGGAGCUUCUUCCGCGGAAGGAUCUCUCCGUUCGCUUCGAGGAGGAGCCUACCGUCGUCGCUGAUGAAUCGACACUCAGCAUCGACGGCGUCAGUGAAGAUGAAGGUAGCUUGGUAUCAGAGAUCAGCGACAGCAGCACAGUAAAGCGAUCGAAGAGGUCGAGACGAGCUGCGAGACAAGGCACCAAUUUCCUUCUGGCAUACCCUCCACCGAAGCUUCGCACAAAGCAGCGUCGCUUUGUCCAGAUACGGCCACGACUUCUGCUACAACUUCAACAACUCUCCAACGGCAAGCGACCGAUGCCCGCCAUUGACGUGCUUCCUGCAAGCAUGGUUGCUGGCACAGUCAUCUUCCCCCGUCUUGCGCGACAGUUUCCCAAGAUGUUCCGGGUAAAGGGCCAGCUGGGCAUGAACGGCCUCAUUCUGGCAAGGAGCGAGGACUAUAACACGCCAGGGGACGACUCGGAUGGCGACGAAAAGGAUCUUGACAAGCGCGACCUCGUCGCUGUCAUCACACCACUCAAGGAGCGCAGGGAAGGCGAGCGGAGGGAAUCCGCCGACCAGGCUGAGAUUGUGCUCAGCGAUGGUUCUGUGUGGACUGCCAUUCCUACCAGCAACGGCUCUUACGACUUCGUGCACGUUGACGAGGCCGGUCGAACCGUCACAGCAAGGUGGGCAAAGAGACCCGCGAGGCCGCUUUCCACUGCGACCUGCACAGCAGCGGCGACGCCUACCGCGCCGACAGACUACAAGUUUACUUUCAGCAUUCUUGACCCCGAGUUGCGAAGGCAUCCCGUCAUGGCGACGCUGACACCCGCCAACCUCGAAAUUCUCGACAGCUAUACGACUGUCACGCAAUCAGCUGGUCGCUAUCCCCCGACCCGCCCCUUUAGCACAGACAUGAGUGGCGACAACGAGCCGUCACAAUCGCCGCAGUCCGUUCUCUCCAGCACGGAGCGAGAGACACAUCCCAUCGACGAUGCGACGAGGGUUCUCAUCACCGUCACCUCGGUCUGGGUGUCGCUCCGUCACGGACAAGGCUGGGCCGCUUCGACCACGUCACCAGCCGCUUGCACGACCCGACCCGCCCAUUCUCGCACGAUGAGCAACGCUAGUGACCGUGCGCGAGUAUCAACCUUUCCCGUCUCGUCCACUGAGUUAAGGGAGUUGAACCGACCGCCUCUGGCGCAGAAGCAAGUUAUGGCCCAGUUGGCGCCGGUGAUGCCGAAGAGGACGUUCUCAUCGGGAGCGGCUUUCAUGCAUCGUCGACAGACCAAGCUGGGAGGGGAGCAAGUCACCGCCGACAACGCGGCUGAGACCGACGACCUCGACGGCGUCAAGGAAAACAUUGAACCUAUCAUUAUGAAACGGAGUUUUGUCAGGAAGAUUCGCGACUGGGGACAUCGCAUCAGUCAACGCAAGGCGGUUAUGGCAUAA
Molecule: messenger RNA, 1680 nt
Organism: Colletotrichum karsti
Lineage: Eukaryota; Fungi; Ascomycota; Sordariomycetes; Glomerellales; Glomerellaceae
Exons: 1
Coding region: 1-1680 (559 amino acids)
Source: RefSeq, a predicted model, not a curated record